Messenger RNA from Colletotrichum karsti, 4812 nucleotides. Its product is annotated as ubiquitin carboxyl-terminal hydrolase. Lineage: Eukaryota; Fungi; Ascomycota; Sordariomycetes; Glomerellales; Glomerellaceae. The record is from RefSeq and is a predicted model, not a curated record. Gene Ontology annotation, molecular function: cysteine-type deubiquitinase activity. Gene Ontology annotation, biological process: protein deubiquitination. The transcript is spliced from 5 exons.
CUGCACAGGCAGCUCGCCUUCACCACGUCUUCCUCAAAGAAGAGAAAGCUCUCCCGCAACCAGUCCCGCGACGACGAAGUCCAUAGUACUUCUUCCCCCGCCGACCUCGUCCUCCCGUCGUGCGAACCCAACGACGACCCGGCCUUUUCCUUCUCCGCUGCAUCCACCGACGGCCAGUCGACGCCCACCUACCUUCGCGGCGACUCUGUUCCAGCCUCCAGCUUGCCUGCGCGUUUGCAGACCGGCUCCCUCGUCUCCGCCGACUACGCAUCGAGCACCGCCUCCUCGCCUUGCGGCGUCGCCGACCUUUCUCUCGACGGAGGGGACAUUUCCGGUCCCGAGACUGGCACUGCGCUGACCUCGGAUUCAGCCAGAAGCCGGUCUCCCUUCAACGUCUCCCGCAGGGCAAUCAUGACCAGUGAUGCCAACCCUCAUCAACGUUCUUCCUCGCCCUUGAAACGACGUGCCUCCAGCAUGGAUCCCGACGCCGAUGUCAGUAUGAAGGAAGAUGUCGAGAUGACGUCCGCCCAGCAAACCGAGGAUGCCGAGACUGCUCCGUCUACCACCAAGGCGCACUUGCCUCGCGCUAUGAGCGUCGACUUGCCCGAGCCUGGAGCAUCGAAAGACAAGGACCUGCCUCCGCUGCAAGAACAAAUCAAGACGAUCCAAACUCUACUCAAGGCGUUUAACGACGAUCCUCCGAAAGUCGGCCACCUCGCGUACAUCGUAUCGAGAUCAUGGGUCGAAAAGGCGUUGGCACUCGGUGGAGAUCCCAAAUUCACGAAGAAGGACUUGUCAGACGAGCCCUUGGGACCCGUGGAUAAUUCGGACUUGAUUCACGAGGUUCUCGUACAGCCCAAUGGCGAAGAAUUUGUACGGAUGAAGCCCGGCACCAGUCAGGAGGAGUGUGAGCUCUUCCCGGAGGACGCGUGGACACUCGUGUCUGAAUGGUACGGCGUUAAGGAUGAUCAGAAGCCCAUCAUCCGUCAAGCUAUCAACACGGCACCCGACUCGGCCAGUCCUCCCAACAUCGUCUUCGAGCUCAACCCUCCUGUCUUCACCGUCCACAGAUUGUGGUCGCUGGCAAGCCCCAUUCAGAUUGAUGAAGAGCUCAAGAACAAGAAUCCUCCUCCGCUCGUCUUGGCUCGAAGCGCCGCCACCCCGUAUAAUGCUUUCUACAAGGAGUUGAAGGAGCUCACGGGUGUUUCGCUCGACCGCAAGAUCCGCGUGUGGCAGAUUACCCAGAAGCCAGUUGCGCCAGCUGCACCAGCUGCAUCGCCGCCAUCCGCGCUUACGCCGCCUGACUCUCCCAAUCCGGACAAGGACGUUGAGUCCUCAAGUGACCCUUGGCAGCAUCUGCUUGUGGAUGUGCCGAACUUCACCAAGAUCGACCGCGACGACCGCAUCGAGGUCCCUGCCGUGGACCACACCACAAACCCAAACUACAAUGGCAAAGCCCCCGUGUCUCUUUACAGUCUUACUCAGGACAUGAGCCUUGUCAUCGACGAAGAAAUUUCCAGCAAAAAGUGGGUUUCCACCUUCUUCAAAGGCGACAAGAUCAUUCCCUCGCGAGGUAGCGCAUCCAGCCUGGCCACUCAAGGCAAGAGCACUAGCGGACGGAAUAGCCCUGCUCCUGGAGUGAUGACUCGAGGAAGAACGCAAAAGAAGAAGCCCGGAAGGGGUCUGGGCGCUGUUGGUCUGCAGAACUUGGGAAACACCUGUUACAUGAAUUCGGCUCUUCAGUGCGUUCGCAGCGUGGAAGAGUUGACCAAGUACUUCUUGACCAACGAGUACGAGAAGGAGAUCAAUAAGGCCAACGCCCUCGGCUAUAAGGGACAGGUGGCGAUGGCAUACGGCAACCUGCUGAAGGAGAUCUACGCUGAAUCUAGAGGCGCGGUCAGUCCCCGUGAUUUCAAGAACACCGUCGGCCGUGCCCGCAGCACGUUCCAGGGCUGGGGCCAGCAAGAUACGCAAGAAUUCCUGGGUUUCCUGCUCGACGCCCUGCAGGAAGACUUGAGUCGCAUCAAGAAGAAGCCGUACAUAGAAAAGCCGGAUUCCACCGAUGAGAUGAUCGGUGACGAAGAGGCCAUUCGCAAGAUGGCUGAAGAGGUCUGGGACAUCACCCGAAAGCGUGACGACUCAGUCGUCGCGGAUCUCUUCACUGGUCUCUACAAGUCGACUUUGAAGUGUCCCGUCUGCGACAAGAUCAGCAUUACGUUCGAUCCCUUCAACAAUCUGACAUUGCCGCUCCCGGUAGAGGACAUGUGGAGCAAGACUGUCAAGUUCUUGCCGCUGAACGAUGCGCCUGUUCAGAUUGAAGUGGAGCUUUCGAAGCACAGCGCCAUUGAACAGCUGAAAAUGGCCAUCUCAGAGAAGACAGGCGUGCCUGCCGACCGCUUAUUGGGAGCUGAAGAAUUCAAGGGCAAGUUUUUCAAGGUCUACGACGACAGUAACGACGUGUCGGACGAGAUUCAGUCCAACGAUGUUCCCACCUUCCAUGAGCUUGAGGCGGCACCGACAAACUUCCCUCCCAAGCAAAGAGCGGUCAGGUCAAUGCUCGAUAUCAGCGAGGAGCCUUAUGUUGAUCCCCUUACGGAACGCAUGGUAGUUACCGUCAUCCAUCGCAAGAAGGGUGGUAGCUCGUACCGAUUCAGAGACGAAGUGGUCUCUCCCCCUCACUUCAUUGUCCUCACCCGCGACGAAGCCCGUGAUGAGGACGCAAUCCGCCGCAAGAUCCUGGAAAAAGUCGCAACGUUUUCCAACUGGUCCGAAUUCUUGGACACCGACGACAGCACUGACGCUGACAUGGUCAUCACAUCCCAGUCAGACGCUGAUUCAUCGGGAGACAGCGAACAACAGCCCAACGGCAAGCCGGUUCUCAAGCGAUUCAGCACCAACCGUCCCAAAUGGAUCAACACGAAGACCUACCUUGCACCCCAACUCCAAAAUCUGUUUGAGCUGAGCUACUUUCCCGAGAACGGAGACUCGCCGCUACCGACAGGUUGGAACUCGGUGGAUGAUAACAAGAGCUUCCGCCCGCUGUCUUCCAGAGUCCUCGAGACCGCUACCGAGCAGGACUCUAACAGUCCCGGCUCCACAAACGGCGCGGACAGUGAGCGUGAGAGUGUUAGCGAGGAGCAAUCUCCCAAAUCGGUCGAGGAGCAGACUCGAAUGGCAGAUGAGUCCGAAGAGGAUGAACCUGUGCGGGUUCCUUCAAAGGUAUGCAAAAAUCACAAUGACAUCAAGCUUGCAUGGAUUAGACAAGAGCCUGACAUGAAGCAGCCCGGUCGAGGCAGAGGCAACCACAAGGUAGGCGGAUCUCGCCGCAAGUUCAACAAGGGCAAUAAAACGUACGGCAAGAAGGGCAACAAGCGUCGCAACAAGGAACUGCGGAACAGCAAGGAACAGUCUUUCCAAGUUGUUGAUGUCGCGCCCCAGCCGUCGCCUUUGGAUGACGUUCCCGGUGGUCCACUUGUCCGUCUCGGCGAAGGCAUCGUCGUCGAUUGGUCGGAGGACUCAUGGGACAUGGUCUUUGGCAAGGACUCCAGUGACGAUGAGGACAACCGCGGCCAGAAGACCUUCGUCGAACUGGAGCAGCUCAGAGACCCUGCCCUUGAGCAGAAGCGGAAGACGCGGAUGGCUCGCAAGAAGCAGGGCAUCACCCUCGACGAGUGCCUGGACGAAUUCGAAAAGGCAGAGGUGUUGUCUGAACAAGACAUGUGGUACUGCCCUCGUUGCAAAGAGCACCGUCGAGCAAGCAAGAAAUUCGACCUGUGGAAGACGCCAGAUAUCCUUAUUGUCCACCUGAAGAGAUUCAGUAGCGCUGGUUGGCGCCGUGACAAGCUCGACGUCCUGGUCGACUUUCCCAUCGAAGGGCUUGACCUGCACAAGCGCGUCCUCUGCCAAGAGACCGGCAAGGAAGAGAUCUACGAUCUCAUCGCUGUUGAUGACCACUUCGGUGGCCUUGGUGGUGGCCAUUACACCGCCUAUGGACGCAACUUUGUCGACGGGCAGUGGUACAAUUACAAUGACACCUCGGUCAGCAAGAUCUCGCCAGAGAGUGUUAUUACCCGAGCUGCUUACCUGCUCUUCUACCGCCGUCGCUCAGACGGUCCCUUGGGCGGUCCCCGCUUCAAGGAGAUCUUUGACAAGUUCGACAAGGGCGGAGAAGACGACGAGGAGGAAGACACCGACUCGGGGGAAGAUCAGCGUCUCGUCGGGGGCUCCUCCCUAACUGGAUCGUCGAGACUUGGGACCGGAGCCGAAGCAACUCUCCCGCGCGGAAAUCGUGGUUUGGGUAGUAGCACAAUGUCCACGGCAAACCGCGGAGAUGAGGAGCUUCCGCCUUACGAUGGCAGUUCGAGCACGAACGUUGGCAGUGAGAAUAUCCAGAACAGCAUCGAAGACGAAGGCCUCAGUAUGACUGACAACAACGCUGGAUCGAACGGAUUUCAGGUAGCACAGACAUGGAACUGGAACUCUCUAAGCUCCAAUGAACCAGCAAACUCCCUCGGAAUGGAGGGCUACGCCAGCGACGAUGCUCAGCCGGACUCGUCAGAUGACAGAGACCACGACACAGACAUGUUGGAUGAAGGCCUCGGAGGCUUCGAUGAUGUGAACCAAGAGGAGGCCCCGCCGCCACCGGACUUCAGCGCUCAGAUCAACCUCUCUGAGAUCCAGAAUGCCGCAUGGGAGCGGAAGAACAAGGACAAGGUCAUAUCUGUCCCAGCACUUGAAGGCUCUGUCGCCUCAGCAGAAGCAGCAGAGAUUCACCUUGACGACGAAACGGACCAACGCCCUGCUCGGUCGUAG